UCACCCGACUGCCCGGCGACGGCGGCCACUGGACCCCACGGAGACGCCCUCCAGUCCCCCAAGGUGACAUUGGACUCUGCCCCCGUGCAAGCCCAGCUGGACCGUGGGGACAUGGGCCUGGCCUCCAGCUGGGGGGCUGCCAGCCCCACUGAGCUCGUGGAGGUUGCAGAUGAAGAUGGGGACUCAGACAGCAGCCCCGAUGAAGCCUCAUUUGUCACUGCAGAGGAAGAUCCUGGAGCAGAGGACACAGCCCUGGAGAGAGACUCUGUCAGGUCCCAAUCACUGCCCGGGGCAGAGCAGAGACCCAUGCAGGUGGCCCUGGGGCCCACAUGUGGCCCAGGGCCACCUGGUGAGGAGGCUGAGCUCAGCAUCCGGCUGUGGGCCAUGACUCUGUCCCGGUCUCGGGCCACCUUCUCCCCAGCCCUCCUGGAUGCGGGCACAGCCCACAGCUGCCCCCAGGAGCCCCGCUUCCGCCCCCUGGCAGGUGACCAGCUGUCCUGUGGUGGUGACACAGCUGCCCUCUGGCUGACAGAGGACAAAGCCAAUGCUGCGGAGGACGGGGACCACGUACUCACCAGUCAGCUCCCGCCGGCCCCUGCCUCACCUGGCCUACAGCUGCUGUGCAGGUUCCCAGCACCAGACCCAGACUUUUCAAAGUACAGCCCGGAGCUAGCUGAGGCCCUGCGGACAGGCUGCAUCCCUGACUGCCAGGCAGAUGAGGAUGCCCUGGCCCUGCAGUUCGAGCGGCCGAGUCCCUCAGAGAGGUGGCGGGAGGGUGUCGUGAAGUCCAGCUUCACAUAUCUGCUGCUGGACCCCAGGCAGACACAGGACCUGCCAGUCCAAGCCUUGUCACUGACGCCAGCCCAGUGUCUUCAGAUAUUUGUCCGUGCCAUCUUCUAUGUGGGCAAAGGGACGCGCUCCCGGCCAGACGCCCACCUCUGGGAGGCUCUUGGCUACCGUGGGCGGCCAAGAAGACAGGCCUCCCCCAAGGUGCGCCGGAUCCUGGACAUCUGGGACAGUGGCCGAGGCGUGGUCUCCCUGCAUUGCUUCCAGCACGUGGUGGCCGUGGAGGCUUACACUCGGGAGGCCUGCCUUGUGGAUGCCCUAGGAGUCCAGAUGCUGACCAACCAGAAACAAGGGCACUGCUAUGGGGUGGCGGUCAGUUGGCCCCCAGCCCGGAGGCGGCGCUUGGGGGUGCACCUGCUGCAUCGCGCCCUGCUCGUCUUCCUGGCUGAGGGUCAGCGGGAGCUUCGGCCUGAGCACAUCCAGGCGCGAGGCUGAGUGCUGGAGCUGGCCAUCCAGUGCGGACAGACGUCACGGUGUCUGCUGUCC
Fukomys damarensis (Damara mole-rat) is the source of this 1332-nucleotide messenger RNA. It is a transcript of the gene Ankle1, whose product is annotated as ankyrin repeat and LEM domain containing 1. The record is from RefSeq and is a predicted model, not a curated record. Gene Ontology annotation, molecular function: endonuclease activity. The transcript is spliced from 6 exons. The coding region runs from base 112 to 1281 and encodes 389 amino acids. NCBI's taxonomy places the organism in Eukaryota, Metazoa, Chordata, Mammalia, Rodentia, Bathyergidae.